Aspergillus fijiensis CBS 313.89 is the source of this 891-nucleotide messenger RNA. RefSeq lists its product as uncharacterized. The record is from RefSeq and is a predicted model, not a curated record. Bases 137 to 727 code for a protein of 196 amino acids. The transcript has 2 exons. Lineage: Eukaryota; Fungi; Ascomycota; Eurotiomycetes; Eurotiales; Aspergillaceae.
CUCCUCCGUAUCUCCCGAUGUUAUCAAAUCCACGCCCACCUAAAGCUCACACGACCCUCCCUCCCUCCCUCCCUCCAUUUCUCCAUCCAAAUAAAACCUGAGACAUUUUCAAAUGCCGUCCCCAUUGGCCAUAGCUAUGGCCACCAACUCAACCACCCAUCAACCCCACCCCCUCGAUAUCCCCGACGACCAUCUCUUCUAUCUAUGCUGGCGCCGCCAGUCAUGUGACUACUGCCUACAGGGCGAUCUCCCCUGUGGCUGGUGCGCUAUUUCCUCAGCCUGCGUGCCCAAUCCCGCCAAGGUGCCGAUUCUGGCCCCCUUCGGGUCUUCCGAAAUCUGUCCGCUGGGGGCCAAGGAGCGGUGGGAGCUGAGGGCGCUGCCGUUCGGGUGUCAUGUUAGCACCAUUACGUUCCUCGCGGGCGUCGGGGGGGUGCUAGGGACGUUGGCGGCGUUUGGGCUGGUGGUGUUUCUGGCGUGGGCGGGGAAGAGGGUGGUUGGGUGGUUGAAGGAGAGGAAGGCUUGUGGUUUGGGGGGUGGUGAGGCUGGUGGUGAGGAUCAGGGUGCUGAUUGGGGUAGUGGUGGUGGCUUGGGGGGGUUGAGGCGGCGGUUGGGUUUUUCCUGGGCGAGGAGGGGUGGUGGUGGUUUGUCUGGGUUGGGGGAUGAGGAUGGUGAGUUGCCCGGUGGUGGUGAUGAUGAGAGGAGGCCUUUGCUUGGGGGGUUGGGUUAGGUUCCUGCCUGGUAUUCUCCGGGAUGGGGGCUAUAUAAGCUGGACUGGGCAUUAUUGUAUCGUGCUAUCUUGACUAGGUUGGAUGUAUCUUAUGGAUUAUGAGGUUUGACGACUGUUGUCUAUUCAGGGAGAAUGUCAUAUUCACUUUUGUGAAGCUACUCAAA